Molecule: messenger RNA, 384 nt
Organism: Echinops telfairi (small Madagascar hedgehog)
Lineage: Eukaryota; Metazoa; Chordata; Mammalia; Afrosoricida; Tenrecidae
Product: cytochrome c oxidase subunit 6B2
Exons: 4
Coding region: 38-304 (88 amino acids)
Cellular component (GO): mitochondrial crista; respiratory chain complex IV; mitochondrion
Source: RefSeq, a predicted model, not a curated record
GAAGUCAGCGCAAGUAGCCACCAGCCUGGACCCGUGGAUGUUGGAUAUCAAUCUUCAGAAGCCCCCCAAGGGGAAAUGGCCCACACCUCCCUUCGACCCUCGCUUCCCCAACCAGAACCAGACGCGUAACUGCUACCAGAACUUUCUGGACUACCACCGCUGCCUGAAGACCAUGAACCGGCGCGGGAAGAGCACGCAGCCUUGCGAGUACUAUUUCCGCGUGUACCACUCGCUGUGCCCCAUCAGCUGGGUCCAGCGCUGGAAUGAGCAGAUCCGAGACGGCACCUUCGCGGGCAAGAUCUGAUUGUCCAGCGUUGGCGACCCCCGCCCGCAAGCCACCCCCAGCCAUAAAUAAAACCCUGGUGUUGCCGGCGCUUCUCUGCA